AUGGAGGCUGCAAUUGUUAUUUUGACUACCGUUUACUGCCUAGCAUCUAUUCUAGUCCUCACUUUGGCGCGACACUCCUCCAUGUUGGCACAUUUGGUUCCGGACAUCGAUACUCUUCAGAAUAUUGCCAUUGAAACACUAGAGCUAUGGAGAAGCUCUGGAUCUAGCAUUGAGCGUGCGCACGAGAUGGCCAUUUCCAUCCGUGCGAAACAGCCGUCUUAUGCUUGA
Penicillium concentricum is the source of this 228-nucleotide messenger RNA. RefSeq names its product transcriptional regulator family TF. The transcript has 2 exons. The record is from RefSeq and is a predicted model, not a curated record. Bases 1 to 228 code for a protein of 75 amino acids. Lineage: Eukaryota; Fungi; Ascomycota; Eurotiomycetes; Eurotiales; Aspergillaceae.